Myotis daubentonii (Daubenton's bat) is the source of this 1381-nucleotide messenger RNA. It is a transcript of the gene WDR89, whose product is annotated as WD repeat domain 89. Lineage: Eukaryota; Metazoa; Chordata; Mammalia; Chiroptera; Vespertilionidae. Gene Ontology annotation, molecular function: protein binding. The record is from RefSeq and is a predicted model, not a curated record.
CCGGUUGUCCGCUCUGCGCCGUGACUGAGCUCGUGUUCUCUGCCGCACCACUUGUGAUCUUGUAGCUGAGAUAUUUACUACCCUUAGAUGCCACUCCUGUUAUGGAGAAGAUUGAAGAGCAAUUUGCUAAUCUGAACAUUGUUAAACGUUCCUCAGGAACUGAAGAGCCUACUUAUCUGCUUGGCAUAGACACAUCCAAGACUGUACCAGCAGAAAAAGGAAGCUUGGUUGCUGUUUUAUGUUCUAAUGGGUUAAUCAGAAUAUAUGAUAAAGAAAGGUUAAACAUAGUACGAGAAUUUAGUGGACAUCCUGGACAUCUUAAUGGCGUCAAAUUUGCAAAUUCUUGUGACAUUGUAUAUUCGUCAUGUACCGAUAGCACAAUAAAAUGUUGGGAUGCUCGAUUAACCAGUGAAAAACCUGUCCAGCUUUUCAAGGGUUAUCCUUCCAAUAUAUUUAUCAGUUUUGAUAUCAGCUGUAAUGAUCAUGUCAUUUGUGCUGGUACAGAAAAAGUUGAUGAUGAUGCAUUGUUGGUAUUUUGGGAUGCAAGAAUUAAUUCUCAAGAUGUGUCUACUACUAAAGACCCACUUGGUGCAUACUCAGAAACACAUAGUGAUGAUAUCACUCAAGUAUGUUUCCAUCCCAGCAAUCCCAACAUGGUAGUCUCAGGUUCCACAGAUGGCUUGGUAAAUGUAUUUGAUAUUAGUGCUGAUAAUGAAGAAGAUGCACUGGUUACAACUUGUAACUCAGUUUCAUCAGUUAGCUAUAUUGGUUGGUCUGGGAAAGAUUAUAAACAGAUAUACUGCAUGACACAUGAUGAAGGGUUUUAUUGGUGGGAUCUUAAUCAUCUGGAUACUGAUGAACCAAUUACACGUUUGAGCAUCCAGGAUGUCAGAGAAGUAAUGAAUUUGAAAGGAGGUGUUUUGGACUAUUUGAUUGGUGGCCUAUAUCAUGAAAAGAUGGACAAAUUAUUUAUUGUUGGAGGAACAAACACGGGAGUUAUUCACUUAAUGAGCUGUACUACAUCAGGAUUGAGCCAUGUGACCAGCCUUCAGGGAGGGCAUGCUGCUACAGUCCGCUCUUUCUUUUGGAAUAUGCAGGAUGAUUCUCUGCUGACUGGAGGAGAAGAUGCACAGUUGUUACUUUGGAAACCAGGAGCAAUAGAGAAGAAAUUUACAAAGAAAGACAACAUGAAAAUAGCAUCCUCUGUGUACCAGCGAGUUCGAACUCACAAUAACGAUUCUUACAAGAGAAGGAAAAAGCAGUGAUAUUACAUUGUGAGUUUACUUGUUAGACUUUAUAGUUGCAAAUAAUUAUUUUUGUGUACUACCUGUGGAAGACAUGUUUAAAGUUCAUAUGUAAAAACAAGCCAGUUAGCAAACAG